AUGGUGCAGUGGGUAGCACUGCCGCCUCACAGCAAGGAGGUCCUGGGUUCGAAUCCCCGUCGGCCAGGGCCUCUCUGUGCGGAGUUUGCAUGUUCUCCCCGUGAGCUCCCGCUGGCCGUUCUCCAGACGCCGGACUGUUUCUGUGGCUACGCCACCGCUGCGUUCUCCCUCCAGGAGCCGGCCCAAGACUCGCUCUGCAUCGCGGCCAACGGCAGCAACCCCGCAGAGUUCUGCCAGGUGUACCAGACACCUGUGCAAGACUCCAGGUGCAUGGACAGGAAGUUCCUUCAGGAGAAGUCCAGACAGCUGGUGGCGCUGUCGAGCUUCCCGGGGGCAGGGAACACCUGGGUCCGCCACCUGGUGGAGCUGGCAACGGGGUACUACACCGGGAGCUUCUACUUCGAGGGCUCGCUCUACAACAAAGGGUUCAAAGGGGAGAAGGACUACUGGAAGAGCGGGCGCACGAUCUGCGUGAAGACGCACGAGAGCGGCAGGCACGAGAUGGAGAUGUACGACGCCGCCGUGCUGCUGAUCCGCAACCCGUACCGCUGCCUGCUGGCCGAGUUCAACCGCAAGUGUGCAGGACACAUGGGCUACGCCUCCGAGCAGCACUGGAGGGGCCAAGAGUGGCCGGAGUUUGUGGGCAGCUACGCCCCCUGGUGGGCGUCCCAUGUGCUGGACUGGCUGCGCUUCAGCCGCAGGCUGCUGGUGCUGCACUACGAGGAGCUGCAGGGGGCGCUGUUCCCCACGCUGCACACACUCACCUCCUUCCUCAACACCAGCGUGAGCCCAGAGAGGCUGCUCUGCACCGAGAUCAACCAGGACGGCCACUUCAAACGCCCAGCCGGCCGCCAGCGCCCCCUCCACCCCUUCACCCCGGAGAUGAGGCGGCUCAUCGACGGCUACAUCCGGACCGUGGACCAGGCCCUCCGUGAGAGGAACCACUCCGGCCUGCCUUCAGAGUACCUGCCCAGAUGA
Conger conger (European conger) is the source of this 978-nucleotide messenger RNA. Its product is annotated as sialate:O-sulfotransferase 1-like. NCBI's taxonomy places the organism in Eukaryota, Metazoa, Chordata, Actinopteri, Anguilliformes, Congridae. The transcript is spliced from 5 exons. The record is from RefSeq and is a predicted model, not a curated record. The coding region runs from base 1 to 978 and encodes 325 amino acids.